UCCAUCGUCUGUACCAGGGCACAGCGGCACCCAUCGUUCUCGCUAGGAGUUUAGGGCUGCAGUUGGUGAAUGCUGUUCCGCAGAUCAAGAAAAUGCUGAUGGAACAGGCUGCAGGAGGGAUCGUUAAAUGAUCUAUUCGGCUCAAUGAGGUUAACUGGUACCUUGAGUUGAAUCGUCUGUGUCGCUCGAUCGUACUGUCCGAUGUUACGACGUCGUAUUUGCGUAAUACGAAUUUAUAACCAUCACUUUGUAGAUUUUACUAGAAGACUGCUGAAAACUGUUGCUAUUGGUACACUCGGGCUAGGUACUCUGGCAUCCCUCAGAGCUAAUGAAUAUGAUAUCGGAGCCAUUGGAAUCGUGCGACUGGGUCGGGCUGCGAUCACAGUAUUUGAAAUAGGCCGCCACUAUCAGAAGGAACUAUACAACAGUAAAUUAGAUAAGGUAUCAGCAGAAUAUUUGCAACUGAAGUCAAAUGCUCACAAAUAUGGAGCCCAGAAACUACUGGAGCUUUGCUGCGCCAACAAGGGAGUUUAUAUCAAAGUUGGCCAGCAUAUAGGUGCAUUGGAUUAUCUUCUACCUCAGGAAUAUGUACAUACCUUGCGUGUACUACACAGUUCGGCGCCACAAUCCUCAUUCAAAGAUGUGCUAACAGUGAUCAAAGAAGACUUUAAGAAAGAUCCAUACGAGAUAUUCCAGAGUAUUGACCCAGAGCCUUUGGGUACUGCUAGUCUCGCGCAGGUGCAUAAGGCGGUGUUAAAGAACGGCGAUGUGGUGGCUGUAAAAGUUCAGCAUCGAGCCGUCAAGAGCAACUCCUACGUCGACAUCAAGACAAUGUCAGCGUUAGUAAAGAUCACGUCACUGGUGUUCCCAGACUUCAAGUUCGACUGGCUCGUGGACGAGACGAAAAAGAAUAUUCCACAGGAGCUGAAUUUCAGUCACGAGGGCAAAAACGCCGAGAAAGUGAGCAAGCUCUUCGCCAGCUAUCGAUGGUUGCUAAUACCGAGGAUAUAUUGGGACGUGACGACGUCGCGCGUGCUCACGAUGGAGUUUCUGGAGGGCGGUCAGGUGAACGACCUCGAGUACAUGCGCGCACAUCGCUUGAACCCGUAUGAAGUCAGCAGCAAGCUCGGCCGUCUCUAUAGCCACAUGAUUUUCAUCGAUGGCUUCGUACACUCGGAUCCGCAUCCCGGCAACAUCUUGGUGCGUAACCACGACUCACAGGCAGAGAUCGUGCUGUUGGAUCAUGGUUUAUAUGCCAAUCUGUCCGACGAGUUUCGCUGGGACUACUCGAAGCUAUGGCUGGCGAUCUUGGACGGCGACCAAGCGACGAUGAAGAAGUACUGCACACAGCUCGGUGUCGGCGACUACUACGGCCUGCUGGUUUGUAUGGUGUCGGGCAGAACAUGGGACACCAUUGUGGCCGGCGUGCGUAAGAGCAAAUACGACCCAACGGAGAAGGAGCAGUUCCAAAAGAACAUUCCGAAUUUCUUGCCACAAAUCAGCACCGUACUGAAUCGAGUGAAUCGACAAAUGCUGCUAAUUCUCAAGACCAACGAUCUGGUGCGCGGUAUCGAGUACUCGCUGCAUACCCAGGCCAGAAUGUCAGCGAUGAUGGAGAUGUCCAGGUGCUGCGUACGCUCCGUGUACGGCGAGAAGCUGAGGCAAUGUUCAAGCAAGUGGGACAAAUGUCAAGUGUUAUUGUUAGAACGCUGGACACUUUUCAAGCUGUCUGUUUACUAUGUGUACUUAGGCCUGCUGCAAUUCAAUUUGAACAAUGCAGUCAAUUCCCUGUGGACAAAUGAUUUCUAUCCGUUCUAACAAAAUCUCUCUCUAAAUUAUAAAUACGUUUCGUUUUUUAACAAGAUGAUUGUAUGGAUUUAUAUCUCUCAUAAAUUCUGUUCUUCUCAACUAUCGUUUUUACAAUCUUUCUAUGCAUUUUUUAGCAUAUUCCAAUGUUGAAAAGAACAGACUCUUGGAUGAUACGCACAAUAAUGCGGUGAUCUCGUCUUCGAUUCUGUACAUAGUAAUUCGUUUUGCUACUCGUUUGAUCCAUUGUGUGUUUACUUGUUGAUUGAAUUAAAUUAAAAAAUAAUUAAAAUAAUUAAAGAUAACCGUCAAGAUUGUAUAAACUUAAUAAAGAUAAUUUUGUAAUUAAUA
Messenger RNA from Harpegnathos saltator (Jerdon's jumping ant), 2157 nucleotides. RefSeq names its product aarF domain containing kinase 1. The transcript is spliced from 4 exons. Gene Ontology annotation, cellular component: mitochondrial inner membrane; mitochondrion. Gene Ontology annotation, molecular function: 4-hydroxy-3-all-trans-polyprenylbenzoate oxygenase activity; ATP binding; protein kinase activity. The record is from RefSeq and is a predicted model, not a curated record. Gene Ontology annotation, biological process: protein phosphorylation; lipid homeostasis; mitochondrion organization. Lineage: Eukaryota; Metazoa; Arthropoda; Insecta; Hymenoptera; Formicidae. The coding region runs from base 202 to 1818 and encodes 538 amino acids.